This is a messenger RNA of Filobasidium floriforme, 1102 nucleotides long. RefSeq lists its product as uncharacterized. The record is from RefSeq and is a predicted model, not a curated record. The transcript has 3 exons. NCBI's taxonomy places the organism in Eukaryota, Fungi, Basidiomycota, Tremellomycetes, Filobasidiales, Filobasidiaceae. The coding region runs from base 336 to 1052 and encodes 238 amino acids.
CGAUGGCAUAUGGUUGUGCUACUACAUUCUCGUACUCUUCUCAAAGUAACAAGGGCAGCACUUUAGCAAGUCAAGUUCGACGAACUAGAAGUGAAACGCGUAACGUGUCAAAUGCGACUUCAAGGACGAGAACUUGCAGCCAAGAGAUAAAGAAGGCAACAGCCGCUCGACUGCGCAAUCUCGCAUUCCAUCCGCUUUGAUCUUCCCCAUCAUCACUCAAACGGCUACGGCCAGAAUUUAGACAUCUAAUCUCAUAGUCUCUGGAGCUCUGGACGUUCAAAUCCAAACAGCACGGAGAGAACAGGACAUUGAACACCGAGCUCGCAACCUCCAGAAUGGCAGCUCAACGAUCUUCCCCCCACUCACCUCGAGCGGGUUGUUCCCUCUGCACGAUCAUUACCAACCUCCGUGCCAAUUCAACCAACUCUGGCUCUAGCGAGUCUAUCCCGGUGGACAUACAACACGCUUAUCGCACACCCUGGGCCACGUCGCUAUCGCCUGGUCCAGCCUCUCCUACCCCGACUACCCCUCACGAACAACCUUCCCCGACCUCACCUACCGCCCACGCACCACUCACCUCUCCCUCAACAUCGACUUCAACGUCUUCGAGGAAAGUGGCAGGAGAGAGAAGAGCGAUCUAUACCGACUCGGAUCUGACCGUCUGGCCAGCACUGUCGGGCCGGGCUGGGGAAGCGUUGGCUUCCGGGGAGAGGCAUCUGGUGCUCGCUUUCAAUGUCCAUGUGGAGAGCGUCUAUCAGUUCGGCCGCGCAGACGUGCCGCUCCUAACCAGGGCUUUGAGGAUAGCCAACGAUCUGUUAGACAAGGAUCCAUCCGGUCAGAAUCAGACGGAGCCGGGUUCGGGAACAAAAGCGGAGGAGAGGAAGAUCGGUUUCGUCGUCGGUCCGCUACGCGAUCCUCGACACCCUUACGCACACAUACACCUACACGCCGUCAAGGGUCCUUGGGACCUCGCAUCGUAUUACAGAAAAGCGAUGGUCUACAAUUUCGUAGGGUGGUACGAGCUCGAGGAUCUGAUUGCCGAGAUCAGGUGAGCUUGAGUCUGGAUCUCGUAGCCCAAGAGUCGUACCGCAGGGAGGAGACA